Molecule: messenger RNA, 6764 nt
Organism: Mercenaria mercenaria
Lineage: Eukaryota; Metazoa; Mollusca; Bivalvia; Venerida; Veneridae
Exons: 8
Coding region: 3551-5332 (593 amino acids)
Source: RefSeq, a predicted model, not a curated record
UGCGCGCGCGCGCGCGUGUGUGUGUGUGUGUGUGUGUGUGUGCGUGCGUGCGUGCGUUCGGGUUAAACGUCUUUUUCAACAUUUUAGUGAUAUAACCGACGGUGUCUACUUGUAGCAGCAGUGAGCACAAUGCCCAGCUUUAUAGUGCUGCUUCACUGAAAUACUACGCCAUACACAUAUGACAUGAUACCCCACCCAGUUACAUUAUACUGACAUCGGGCUGACCAGCCCUAGCACUAUCCUCUUAAUGCUGAGCGCUAAGCGAGGAAGCUACUAAGGUCAUUUUUACAUCUUUGGUAUGACGCGGCCAGGACCGAACCAACGCCUUCCCGCACUCGAAGCGGGGCUGGUUAUAGUAGGUUUGAUUACUGGAAUGCAGUGUGUAAAGUUACAAUCCAGUACAAGUUUUAAGUUUGCACGAGUCUAUCUGGUUCUUCCCUUGUUCUAUCAGGAAAGCGUCUUUUUUUUGUUUCCGCGGUUUGUUCCUUCGAUUCCGGAAUAUUAAUAUUAUGAAUAUCUGGCACUGAUUGUUCCUUUGAUUUAACUUCACGAUAUGAUCUGCAUGACGUCUCUAUUUCUGAUUUUCACUACAAAAGUGGUCCAGUUCUGUUUUAACUGUAGCAGGUAUCGCCUUUUGGUCUUUGUUACAGGAAUCUCUAACUAAAACACUCUCACCAGUCUCGAACUGUCUCAUUUGUUUGUUAUCAAGCCAAUCGAAUUGCAUGUUUUGAACCGUAUCCUUGAUACUUGAUCUGAUGGUAUCUAACCUGGUCCUUAACUGUCUUCCAAUACACAUUUUAGCUGGUGUUUCGCCUAUACUAGUAUGUAGAGCAUUUCUGUAAGCUAUGGUGUCAGUACAAUGAUCCUUUGUCAUUUACGGCUGAUUUCAUUACUCACUUGAAUGAUUGUGCAAAUCUUUCAACCAAUCAUGAUGUCGCUGAGCGAUAAGAAGCUGAAUAAAAUCUGGAAAAUAGAUCCCUCGAGAACAAGGCAAACAGUGAAAAUUGCAGACUCGGUUUGAUUGAGUCUGUUCAUGAGCAGUAAUGAAAAAUACAAGUCUUAUGUCGUAUUCAAUUACUUUCACGAAAUUCCUUAAAUUGUGACGAUUGAAAAGGACCACUAUUGUCGCUAAAUAUUUGCUUUGGCACUCUGAACCGGCCAAAACUAGUCCCUAAUACAUCAAUAGCGUUGUUUGCAUUUGUUGAAUUCAUCAUUUGUACUUCCGGCAAUUUAGAGUAAGAAGAUAUGUCCUCAUUCUUUGUCAAAAUAGCUCGAUGAGGUGGGAAAUUUUGUGUAUUUAUUAAAUUUAAUAGUUUUCUUGAUAAUUCUGUUGUUUUAGUAAGAUUUCUCGACAUUUAUUGCACUUUCUAUAGGCACAUGUGUAUGCCUACGCUUUACGACUUUAUGGCGUGUAGAAAAGUGUGCAUUCUGAGAUUUGGAUGCUUUCAAAGUUGAUGAGAGUAUAUAUUUUCUGAAAUUGUAUGGCUUUAACAUGUGUUGCUGUACAUAUGGGGAGAAUAUUUGGAAUCGCGGCGCAUAUAUUGGUAAUCUGUGGUAUGAUGUCAAAAUUGACAUUUGGGAGUUAUUUCCCUACUUAUAUUUUAUGUUUAUAUAUUGACAUUUUUGUAGGUUUUAGAUUUUGAUGUUGGCAAAGUGUUUUUCUAUGAUUGAAAAUGGAACACUUUCUAUAUGCAGAGUAAUCACUUGUCAUUAGCUGAAACGUAUUCAGAAUAAAUCAAUGCAAACAACUUAAGUAAUGAAUGUGGAUUUGAUUGACUCCAAUUUUUAAGUUUUAAAGUAAAAAAUAUUAGCAUCCAUUUUUCCACUAGCUCUUUAGGCAUAUCGUCGUUUGUAGCUAUAGGUAUUAUGCAUUUAGAAAUGUGUGACUUAUAUUCUUUUUAUGAUGAAAUGUGACAAAAGUAGUAAGCAGCUUUGACGUCAAAGUCGCUCGAGGGGUAUGUAAGAUACCUUUUGCUACUGCAUCUUUUUUUUUGACAAUAAGGGAGAUAAUUAAUAAAGAAAAAGGCAAACAAGGAAAUCUUUUAAGUGUACUUAUACGUAAAGUAGAAGCCGGACUCCGAUUGAAAAUUCCAAAUAAAUCACUGCUACAUGCUUUGUUUCUGCCUGAUGGGUCAUAUUCAAAAUAAAUCAAUGCAAGCACCUUAAGUAAUCAAGGUGGAUUGAUUAACUCACAUUUUAAACUUUAAAACACACGAAUAUUACCAUUCAUUUUUCCACUAGCUCUUUAGGCAUAUCGCCGUUUGUAGCUAUAGGUAUAUGCAAUGAUAUCUAAUCAAAGCUGCAUCAUUUCUGAUUGUACUGUAUUAUGCAUUUAGGAAUGUGUUACUUAUAUUUUUAUGACGAAGUGCGACAAAAGGAGUAAGCAGCUAUGACAUCAAAGGGGCACGAGAGGUAUAUAAGACAUCUUCUGCUACUGCAUCUUGGCUUUUUAACAAUAAGGGAGAUACUUAAUAAAGAAAUAGGCAAACAAGGAAAUAGUUUAAGUGUACUUCUACGAAAUGUAGAACCUGGACUCCGAUUGAAAAUUCCAAAUAAAACACAGCUAAAUGCUUUGUUUUUGCCUGAUGGAUCAGUCAAUGUUGAUAUGGAUACCUGGGAUUUAUCGCUCUUGUGUAACGUUGCACUUCAUUUAUUUGGUAAACAUCUCCAGUCAUAUGAACGCAAUGCUAUACAAUGCAUUCUGAAGCACCACGAAGAUGUGACAAAACAUAGCAAGUUUGCGUCACUUGACUAUAUGACAUAUACCCAUAAAUUAAAAGAAAUUGAAAUGUCAACGUUGGAUCUUUUGUCUGGCCUCGGUACCAAAUACAACUUUGAAUGCAAACGAAUGUUACAUUCAUAUAAACUUGAAAACCUACAUGUGAAUGCUACGCUCAUUGAACAGCUGAAGAAGAAAAGCACUGGAAAUAAAGAAAUCAUACCUACAUCAGAAUCAUCCUUGCGGAGGCAGAAAACAGGUGAUGAACAAAUGACAGUGCUUGAAGAGUUCGACAAACAGUCGCGUGCAACCGCAAACGAGCUUGAGGAAAUCCGGAAGAUAUCUGGAAUUAUACAAAAAAGUUCGGCCAACACAAACAGAAAACUCUGUAACGAAGACAUCGAAGAACAAAUAAACAUUCAAGGUAUGACGAUCGUGUCGACUGCUCGGGGUAAUGAUCGUGUGUUAACUGCGAUUAAAGCAGUUGCUAUAAGCAAGCAAAAAACCGAAAUCAAUUCUGCAGAGCCAACUAAAAGAUCCCUUGAAUCUGCGAUUCAGACUUUACUUGACCCGAUCAUGAAGCUUGAUGGUGUGAUGAUAACUGACGUUAUCCAAAAAUGUGUCAUAAUGAAAAUGAGAUGCAAAACGGUUAACGUUGUAAAACAACUGCUAGACAUUCAGAACGACCCAAAGUGACAGGACCAACUGCAAACGGUGGCUGACAUCCUCCAGGAAGAUAUUGGCUGUAAAUUCGAAAUAUCUUCUCAUGUAACUAUCGAUUGUUUGAAGAAGGUUCAGAAGCAUUUUAAUGAUGCUAAAAAAGAUGUUGUCAUGGACAAAGGAGAUAAGAAUGAAAAAGAUUACGAAAGUUUUAGACAGGGUAUAUGGAACACGUUUGUAUGUUACUCCGUCCCUUUGUCCUGUUGGCCAGGAAUAAAACAGGCUCAGAGCGAUAUAAAAAACCUGCUAAAGUUUUGUACCGAUAUCCAAGAUGAGCUGGGAUUAGGACACACGGGCGGAAACAGAACUGUAGAAUUACAGGAAAUUUAUAUCUAUGCCGAACCGAAAUAUGACAUUGGAUUACUGCUACCAGUAAAUGGGAAUAUUACAAAGAAAGGUGAAAUACUUCUAAAUGUAUCAAUAAAUUCAGAUGACGCAGAAAAACAUUCCAGGGAAAGUACAAUAGAGGGGAUUUUGAUUUAUCGUAGCGUCGCAAGUGUGAUUAAAUCGCUAAAAGGUCCAUAUAUGGUUUUGUGCCGAACUAAGAAUAAUGAUCGUUCCACAACAAAAAAGAAGUUCAGACAGUGCUGCAUAGAAAAACAGAGAGAAGAUACGAUUAUGAGUAUGCAUUUGGAAGUAUGCGACCUCAUUGAACGAAUAGUGUACGAACCACUCAUUGCUAAAAGCAUAUUUUUCGGACACUUACUGAAUGCUCAGCAUUUGGUUUACCGAAACAAAAGUUCGGAAAAUAAUCAACUAAAUGUUACUGACAACAAACCGUCUGACGACGAUUCCGCUGACGUGUAUUCAAAAGAACAAAGAGAAGGAACAAGAGUAUUUGACGAAAGUGUUAUCAAACAGAUAAAACUUAGAGAAGGCGUCAUUGAAGACUUGUUCGGAGAAAUGAUUGCAAUGAUCAACAACAGUUCAAUACGGGAAAAUGAUGUCAUGGAGCUGAAAGAUUAUAGACAGAAAAGACAAACGGAUAAAAUGAUUUGCAGGAUGCUGUUUGACUUUGAAGGAAAUGUCAUAGGAUGCGGAUAUAGACUUAAUACAUUUCAUGUUAGCGUGCAGAAAUUAUCCAGUUUGAAAGAAAACGAUUAUCGCGAACAGCUCAUAAGACUUUUCCUGAAAGGUCAUGGUAUUACUGAUGUAAAAUUUGACACUGUAUCAGAAGACAUAAAGUAUUACAAUCACGUCGGCGCACAGAUUGGUGCAGGAAAUGAAACAUCAGAAGGCGUAAAACGUGGUACGCUUGGAUGUUUUGCAAGAUUUCAAAGAGAAGGAUCAAAUUCAAUAUGUGCAUUGUUCUCUAAACACGUUGCAAUUGGAUGUUCCCGAAUAUUUGUUAACAAUGGAGAAGGUCAGAUUUUCUUCGGAAAAAUUCUAUAUGGUAUGAAGAAUGACGGAGGAUAUGAUAUUGCUGCUGCUGUUAUAGACAACAAACAUAUUUCAAAGUGUAAUAUGAGCUUCAAAACAAUUGAAAAUAGACAAGCAUCUGCAAAAUUAUAUAGAAAAGUCGAUGGCAUAAAAUUAGAGGGACAGACUAUUUACCUCUGGGGAGCCAAAUCAACACCUGGAAUAGGAACAAUAAUCUUUCCGGAAUUUUGCUGUAAGGAAAAUCCAGAAACUACGUACAUAAUACUAAAAGAUGGAUCUUAUAAAAUAAAUAUGCCUGAUGCGAAACUAGCCCAACCUGGUGACAGUGGUGCCAUUGUCUGCAUGAAUAAACCAGAUGAAAAUAAAGUUUUGGCCAUUUCUAUGUUAAUGGGAGAAAGAGUCCUCGAAACAGAAACAAAGUCCGAAUAUAUGUCGUUUUAUCUCUGGGACGGAAUGCAGCAUCUGUCUAGCAAGACAAAAGGUAUUUUCCACGUGGAAGAUGUUCAUUCGUAAACCUCUGAGCGACAUGCUACUCCUAGGCAAAGAAUAAGAGAUUGUGUUUGAAGUGAAAUUCGUUCAUGACCUAAACUAAGUAAUAAUUGCUUUCGUCCUUUCUACAAUAAGGAUUAUCAUUUUUUUAAUGUUUCACAGUGAUUCAAAUAGUUGUAAUCAGAAUUGCCACAUUUUGUCAGGCAAUGUGUAUAACAUAACCUUUUCUUUGAGCUUUCAUCUAAAAGGUUAAUGGUUAUUUAAUGUUACUUCGAAUUCUAUUUAGCCUCUUCCUGCGCAUAAUAAAGCUUGGCAUAAGGAAUAGGAUAAACCAAUCUGCUAAACGGUUCUGAAAUAUUCAUAGCCAUUGGAGAUAGUUCUAUGUAGUAGAGGUUUGGACAGAAAAUUUCUCCCGAUGAACAUUGAGAUUAUUGUCUAGGCGGUAUGGGGGUGGAGUAUUGUGGUGGUGUUUAGUUCAGGUAAAUUGUGUCCAUCUGUUCCUAGAUACACGUUAUCUAUACAAAUUCAUUGUAUCCACGUGAUCCAGUUAUCUUUCAGAGAGAAAUCAAAGUGUUCAUUAUAAAAUUGUUCUAUGCGGUAAGGGAUGGAUAAAUAACGUUGUGGCAUUUCACGAGUGAACACGUGUUACUGUGAUUAUUACAUGGAAGUAAAAUUCAGCUUUAUUUAAUGACAAAAAUAUGACUAUUUCAAAAUAUGCACAUCAGAAGAGUACACAGCAACAUCCAUUAUUUUAUCGUAAUUGAUGCAUGACCUUUGUUACGUGUGCACAGAGAGCUUGUGUUUCAAUUAAACCCAUUUAUGCCUUUAAAAACUAUUUAGCAUGUAUUAAUAGUUUUACAUGUAUGUACAAAAAGAUGACAUAUAUUUUCGCGAAUUGCGGUUUUAUUGGUGUAAAUCAUUUUAAAGGUCGUCAUGUGUUGUAGUAGGAUGUUUUAUAAUUUUCAAGUUAUGCUUUUUAAUGUAAAUGUCAUGUUCAAAAAUAUUAUUUCUAAUCAGUAAAGGUUGUUUUCGAACAUUAAAACAUGCUACAGACCAUAUACAUAAUACAAAAUGUCAAAAUUACCCUGUAAAAUUUUUUUCUUGACGAAUCAUUAUAUGUUGAAAAUAUAAAAUGUUUCUAUUAUCUCCCUUGUGACUCUUUAUAAUGUUGUAUGAUAUAAGUAGUUUUAUAUAUAUUAAAAAGAAAAUGAAGGAAAACGGAAACAGUUUUUCAAACAGAAGAUGUUUAGCACUGUAGAUCUUUAUAUUAAAUAUGCCCUGAAUACCACAUUAUUAUAUCAAGGCACGUUUGACUGUUUUCUGUUGGUAAAAGUAUUUUUCUGAAAGCUUGCUUAUUUGUUUAAGUCGAAGAAUGAACUAAAAGUAACAGCUGUUUUAGAUUUAUGACUUAUUCUAAUCUUGUACAAAUGCAAAACAACAAAAAUAUUCAAAUGUU